Schistosoma guineensis is the source of this 2224-nucleotide messenger RNA. The record is from the annotation of a GenBank genome assembly. NCBI's taxonomy places the organism in Eukaryota, Metazoa, Platyhelminthes, Trematoda, Strigeidida, Schistosomatidae.
UUUGAAAGUGCAUUGUAGGUCAACCUUGCCGAUCUAUGUAAAUUGUAAGGUCAGGCAACUUCGUGGAAAUGAGCAUCCUACAGAAAAUAGCCGAAAUAGAAGCAGAGAUGGCUAGGACACAGAAAAACAAAAAUACCAUGGGUCAUUUAGGAUUAUUAAAGGCUCGGUUGGCUAAACUUAGACGAGAACUUAUUGAACCCAAAGGUGGUACUGGCGGAGGUGGAGAAGGUUUUGAUGUUGCUAAAACGGGAGAUGCACGUAUCGGCUUUGUGGGUUUCCCAUCAGUCGGAAAGUCAACACUUCUGUGCAAUUUGGCCGGUGUCUAUUCUGAAGUGGCUGCCUAUGAGUUCACAACCCUUACCACUGUGCCAGGCGUUAUUAGGUACAAAGGAGCUAAAAUUCAACUACUUGAUCUACCCGGUAUUAUAGAAGGUGCCAAAGAUGGAAAGGGUAGAGGAAAACAGGUGAUAGCUGUUGCCCGAACGUGCACUCUCAUUCUCAUGGUGCUAGAUGUCCUUAAGCCUUUACAACACAAAAAACUUUUAGAAAACGAAUUAGAGGGAUUUGGUAUCAGAUUAAACAAAAGUCCUCCUAACAUUACAUUACGCCGUAAAGAAAAAGGAGGCCUGAAUAUUCAAAGUUUAGUCCCUCAAUCUGAAUUAGAUAAAGAAGUAAUAAAAACUAUUUUAAGUGAAUAUAAAAUACACAAUGCAGAUGUCUCACUUAGAUGCGAUGCAACUGCUGAAGAUCUAAUUGAUGUGAUUGAAGGAAGUCGUGUUUAUAUUCCGUGUAUAUAUGUUCUCAACAAAAUUGAUCAGAUUACCAUUGAGGAGUUAGAUAUCAUUUGUCGUGUUCCUCAUUGUGUGCCCAUUUCAGCUCAUCACAAAUGGAAUUUUGAUGAUCUGCUUGAGCUAAUAUGGGAGUAUUUAAACUUGAUAAGAAUUUACACAAAACCCAAAGGGCAGUUGCCUGAUUACAACGCUCCGGUUAUUUUGAGAUCUGCUUCGCAUACUGUUGAGGACUUUUGCAAUAAAUUGCACAAGACUUUAAUCAAGGAAUUCAAGUAUGCCUUUGUUUGGGGUUCUUCAGUAAAACAUCAACCACAGCGUGUAGGUAAAGAUCAUAUACUUCACGAUGAAGAUGUAGUACAAAUUGUUAAAAAGUAAGUAUCCACAGAUUACCUAGAAUAUCACCAUACAAUAUAUAAAUGAACAGUAUUCGUUUUAAGAAAUUGUCACCAAGUUCUACGGUUAUGAUUUCAAAAUAAUAAUCAAAACGAAUAACCGAAUUCGGCGCAAGUUUAUCUUUUUGGAAUCCAGGAUAUAAAUGUAGGUGAUGCAAUUAAUGUUUAACGUAUACUUGAACUGGAGCUGUGCUACAGUGGCUUUGGGGGUUCCAACGCUUAACAGAUGAGUUUGUAAGCAAAUAUCAGUCUGUACUUAUGUGGAAAUCAAAAGUUCAGUAAUGCAACUAAUAUAUUUUCUUAGACUAAAAGUUAAAAAAACUACACUAUAAAUGUAUUUAAAGUCAUAAACUUGAGUGUUAAAAUCAACAUACAGAUACAAUUUUUUUUACUUAAAGGACUCAACGAGGUUUUACCCUUUAGGUUUCUAUAUUUCCCCGAUAUUAGUAAAACUUUGUAUCCACAUUACCGCUGGUUUACUAUAGUUUUGUUUCAACCUUUUACUGCCCAGCAAGCCGUUCAUCCUAAAAAUCAUCAUCAUAAAAUCUACACCCAUGUAGUCAGUCAGUCAGCUACAACGUAGGACCAGGCACAUAUAUGCGUCAGUCCAGGUUGCCAUACCUCAUUAGCACAACAAGAUGAACACCGAAUUCAUAAAAGUAGUUAAUUGAAUAGUGGUAAUAUAUAUGAAAAUGAUUGCAUUUAAGGACGUAGUACGGGAAAGAAUUAGUUCGUAGAAAAGAAGAUAUGAAGCGAUUUUAAUCUCAUAGUUUAAGGAAAGACAAAGAGUGUAUACACCAACGCUAUUGUGAUCGAUUCUGAGCCAUGUCACCCAGAGUCUCCAACUAUUGUUUACGAUGAUUGCGCGAACUCCAACCAAGUAGUCAGCAUCUAUCAACGUGGCUAACACCAGAAGUUAGUUAUCAUACGUUGACUAUAUAUUUACUUGUAAUUUCUCAGUUUCAUAAAAAAACAGGUUCUGUAUAUAUGCAACACUUGUUUCCCUUUUUGUUUCAGAGUCUGAUCGAUUCGCCGUUCACU